Molecule: messenger RNA, 4220 nt
Organism: Acanthopagrus latus (yellowfin seabream)
Lineage: Eukaryota; Metazoa; Chordata; Actinopteri; Spariformes; Sparidae
Gene: abraxas2
Product: abraxas 2, BRISC complex subunit
Exons: 9
Coding region: 62-1420 (452 amino acids)
Biological process (GO): mitotic spindle assembly; attachment of spindle microtubules to kinetochore; protein K63-linked deubiquitination
Cellular component (GO): nucleus
Molecular function (GO): polyubiquitin modification-dependent protein binding; microtubule binding
Source: RefSeq, a predicted model, not a curated record
GCGCUUGAGGAGCGUGCUUGCAACCGCAGGGGGCAUCGGGAUUGAUAGGGAUGUUUCCAUCAUGGCGGCAUCCAUUUCAGGUUAUACUUUUAGUUCUGUGUGUUAUCACAGCGCCAACAGCAACUCUGAUCAUGAGGGCUUCCUGUUAGGAGAAGUAAGGCAAGAAGAGACUGUCAGCAUCAGUGACACACAGAUUAGCAGUGCAGAGUUGAUCCAGGUAGUAGAAAUCCAUAACCAUGAUCCUUGUGCACAGUUGUUUAGCUUUUAUGACUAUGCGGGAAAAAUCAAUGAAGAAAGUCUCAACAGCAUACUUAAAGAUAGGCGGAAAAGCGUCAUUGGUUGGUACCGGUUCCGGAGGAACACACAGCAACAGAUGUCCUUCAGGGAACAGAUCAUCCACAAACAGCUGACUCAGCUGCUCGGUGUGCCCGACCUCGUCUUCCUUCUUUUCAGCUUCAUCUCCACAGCCAACAGCUCCACGCACGCACUGGAAUAUGUGCUCUUCAGACCUAACCGCAGUAGGUUCAACCAGAGGAUCACUCUCACAAUCCCAAACCUCGGCAACACAAGCCAACAGGAAUACAAAGUGUCCUCGGUUCCUAACACCUCACUCAGCUACACCCAGGUCAUCAAAGAGCAUGGGGCUGAAUUCUUUGACAAAGAUGGUGUGAUGAAGGAUAUCCGAACAAUAUUCCAAGUCUACAGUGCACUACAAGAUAAAGUGCAGGCUGUGUGUGGGGAGGUAGAACAAAGUGAACGUGUGAAGGAGAAAAUUCAAGAGGAUGUGAACAAACUCAAGCAACAAAUUGCUCUCAGGAAACGCAAGACAGCAGAAGAAGAGAAGAGGUUACGUGAGUCCCAAAAUGCAGACUCCCAUUCCACUCCAGAGGAGAACACAGAACCUUCGCUUGCUUCCCCUCUGUCCAGGAUAACGUUCCACACACCCUCUGCCCCGGAGCGGCCCAGUACCUCACCUAACCCACCGUCUUAUGCUGACCUCUUGUCCCAGGAUGACUCUCUGCUCUCCUCCACUUCCCCACCUACCAGUGCUGCUCUAUUGCCCCGGCCCCAAGCUGUGGGCUCUCCUGGACACCCUACCCCUGGCCCACUGGGGAUGGCCCUUGGCCUUGGGCUAGGCCUGGGCGCCAGCUCAAACCCUGUCACCACUCCCAGCACCCCAUACCUCGGUAAUGGUGACGGAUCGAGCUCUGACUCACUGGACAGACAAGCUGCAGGGCAGGAAGAUGAUGAGGAUGACGAGGAUGACGAGGAGGAGGAGGAAGAUGAGGACAGUAGUGAAUAUGAGAACUUAGUGAGCGAAGCCGCUCAUCUGCCAAUAGGCUCUGCCAGCAUUUUAGCGCAAGGCCGGCCGGCUGCCCUUAGUCCUGACGGGGAUGCUCGUGGCUCACAGACCACAUAGAAACAUGCAGGGUGUGAAUGGGACACAACUAAGUGACGCACCUUGAGAGGUGGGCAUCUCAAGCAAUCAAAGAUAGACAAAUAUAGACAAAAGAUGUGCCAGUCCUGAAAGUGAAAGGCAUGCGCAGGUGGUGUCCCGCUGUGAGUAUUUCUUCUUGUCUUAGUCUGAUCUCCAUUUUAAGGGGAAAUGUCGCUCGGCUUUGCAGGCUUAACAGGUGUGUCUCACAGGGGGGAAAAGUCAUCUGUUUUUUGUUUUUGUUUUUUUUCUUUUCUCUUUUUCUUUUUGGAAUGGGGUCGGUCUGGGUACUUCAGUGUGGAUGUGUCUGGUUUCAGGGUCAGAGGUGGAUAUUACAAAUUAUGCCAACUGGUUGGCAAGCCGGCUCCCUAAAGGACACGCUUUCCUUCUCUUUUUGUUCUAUGUUUGCAUCACCAACUCUGAGCACCCACUCUUGCAUUACCUCUUGCACUAUUUUUUUGCCUUCCUUUAAACAAACCAUCAAAGAAAAGCAAUGGGGAAAAUAUUUUGCGGCCUUCAAACAAGUUUUAAAAUUAAGUAGGCAAAUGGUUGUUCAUUUUGUAUUUGUUGAAUUUCAAGAGAGAGAUUUAUAUGUAAUUAGAAUUUCUGCAACAUGCACAUGUCCCUCAUUUGAUUUUGGAUUAUUACGUCUUUUUCGUUCCAUGUCAGUCUUUAAUUGAUUAAUAGUACAGUUGUCUAUUUAACUGGUGAAGAAUAGACUUCAAACAAGAUUUAUUCUGCCACUUCUAUAAUGGGUGCUUUAUAUAUACAUAAAUAUAUAUAUAUAUUUUGUCAGAUUAACAGUUAAUCUAAUUUGAUUGACAAGAAUGUCAAUGUCUCGUUCCUCUUGGAUAACACUGAAAUUGUAUGCGCUUUGCUGCACUUAACAACAUUUAAGAUUUCUUUAUUAUUGUGCUAUACCAAUGCUGUCAUGUUGUGCCACUUGAGUAGUCCUCUUUGACCACCUUGAGCCAAAUUCAGCUCAGCUUAUUGUGCGUUGUAUGGGGUUCACAGGGCAAACACAAUGUACUGUAGCUUUACUAACCAGAUGCUUAAGGUUCCCUUUCUGCUGCUGCAACACAGAGAGCUGCCACUAAAAAAACUGCAUCUGUAUGUUCUUCUCCACAUAAAAAAACCUGGCUGCUACUUCCACUUCACAGUGCUGGUUGUCUCCGAUACUACUGACCGUGACCAUAUAACCACUUCAAUCUCCCUUCUCACCGACUUGUUCUCUAUUAAAACUCAUAAUGGAAGGCUGAUACCCUCUGUAGUGUGUAAAUCAUAACCGUGGGAAGAGAGAGGCUCCCACCUCCCUGUCUUGGUAAAGUUGACAGUAGACCUCAUGUAUUAUGACCUGGUUUGGGUCAACGUUACGUGUAUGGACCUGGAUAAUGUGAUGAAAACAUCAUGACCUUGCUUCAGUAUACAGUGCCUUCCACUCAGGGCAGUUUCUGUCUGCACACAACACAUUCACUGAUCUCUCUUGAGGGGUAAGAUUAUAACAAAUUGUGGUGUGUUUGCAAUAAUCUACUUCCAGCUUCAUUUUUUCCUUUUUUUUUUAAUUAUUCCUGCAGUUAUGUGCGUCUCUUUCUAUGAUGUGGUGUUUUGUCCUAAACCUGUUUUCCCUUUUCACUUUCACUGGCGGCUUCGAAGUGGACCUGUGUCUCAUGGUUGCAGCUGUGACUAUGCUUGCUUUAUUAUUUGAAACUGGAAUUCUAUCUCUAAAGUCUGAGGGAAUCUGAUUAGUAACUUAUACUUCAGCAAGGCAGAGUUGGUAUGAUGAGCAUGAUGGACAUGCAGAUGAUUUUUUAUUUUUUAUUUUUUUCAAACAUCUGACCCGACAAUGUGUGGAUUGAUUGACGUACGAAGCCUCCUUGCAUGAACCGGUCAGUUCUAGACACUUUUAUAUUCAGCAUGGACAGACAUUUGCACUGCACAUGAAGGACGUCUUAACACAAUGAUCAGCAGGUUUGGAAAAGAAGACAUCUGUCCUAUGGUGGGAGAAGCUUUGCCUUGUGAACAAGCGCCGCUUUAUUUACACAGCCUGUUUGUAUGUCAUGUUUUUUGCCUUAGGGUCAUUUCAUUUGCCCUGAUGUGUAAUGCCAAUGAAUCACUUAUCGGGAACUGGCACUAAAAAUGUUACUUAGUAAUCACCCAGAGUAACACAAUCACACAAUGUUAAAAGAAAUGACAAAAUCACUUUGUUAGGAGUAUGGUUUCCUUUGACUACUGGAAUAUAAUAAGGAAAUAUAUAAUGAAUGUAUAGUAGACAAGGGGGGGGUAGCAUUUAAACAGCACUUACUGUAUAAGCUUGUCUCGGUUGAGUGUUGUGGUGGUAUAGAGCAGCAGUCCUCGAUGUUAGUCCUCACUCUUAAUCCUGCUCCUCAGUCCCUAGAUAAUGGCUUUAUAAGUCUCUUCCUUCUGGCAUCCCUGACUUGAUGGUCAGAAUGAAAAGCAGCUGGACUCUGGUGCUGGAGGACCACUGGGAUAAAUCGUGAGAUGGCUAAUAUUGUCAGGAUCCUAUACUUUUCAAGUUCCAACAUAGUGCAAAUAUACAUUCAUGUACUCUUACUGUAUGGGGUGACCCUUCCCUUCCUUCCCCGAGUGGGCCAUUGCAACAUCAACACCUCCCUGAAAGCACAAAGUCCAGUGUCCAGCUUGAAUCUUCUCAGCUUUUAUCUGGAUGUGUGUACUUGACGAAAGUAGAUCAAGGACUUGCUUGGACGAGCACAGAGAAUAUGGUUCUUAAACUGGGGGGGAUAAUAAAUGAGACAUGCAUAUGUGA